Molecule: messenger RNA, 2100 nt
Organism: Stegastes partitus (bicolor damselfish)
Lineage: Eukaryota; Metazoa; Chordata; Actinopteri; Pomacentridae
Gene: slc3a1
Product: solute carrier family 3 member 1
Exons: 10
Coding region: 1-2076 (691 amino acids)
Biological process (GO): carbohydrate metabolic process; amino acid transport
Source: RefSeq, a predicted model, not a curated record
AUGAGUGUGAGAAAAGACAGCGUGGAGCUGGGGGAGUGCGUCAGGAACCCGGGCUUCCAGGACGCAGACGGAGACGCGCCGGCGGCGGACACCGUCAGCGCCGCAGAGUCCGAGGAGAAGCGGGACUCCAUCGGGGUGAAGCGGGACUCCAUCGGGGUGAAGCUGGACCCGGACGAUGAGUACAAUCAGGUGAAACCGUACGCCGGCAUGCCCAAAGAGGUGCUGCUGCUGUACUCCUCCCAGGCCCGGUACCGAGUGCCCCGAGAGAUCCUGUUCUGGCUGACGGUGUGCUGCACGCUGGCGCUGGUGGCCAUCACCAUCACCGUGAUCGCGCUGUCUCCGCGCUGCCUGAGCUGGUGGCAGGCCUCCCCGGUCUACCAGGUGUACCCCCGCUCCUUCAAGGACUCCGACGGGGAUGGGGUGGGAGACCUCAAAGGAAUUAUGGAAAAGCUGGAUCACUUUCAGUACCUGAACAUCAAGUCGGUGUGGAUCAGUCCGUUCUACCGCUCCCCCAUGAAGGACUUCGGCUACGACGUGGAGGAUUUCCGAGACGUUGACCCGCUGUUUGGAACCAUGCAGGACUUUGAAGAGCUCUUGACUGAAAUGCACAACAGAGGUUUGAAGCUCAUCAUGGACUUCAUUCCCAAUCACACCAGCGACCGACACCGCUGGUUCAACUUGAGUCGGAUUAGAGAUCCUUACUACGAGGAUUUCUACGUCUGGACCGACUGCGAUCCAAAUGGACCAAAGCCUAAUAACUGGGUGAGUAUUUUUGGGAACUCGUCCUGGACUUACGAUGAAGUUAGAGGACAAUGCUACCUGCACCAGUUCCUCAAGGAGCAGCCAGACCUGAACUUCAGGAACCCGAACGUCGUCCAAGAGAUGAUUGAUAUAGUUGACUUCUGGCUGAAGAAGGGUGUGGAUGGGUUCCGGAUGGACGCUGUGAAGCACAUGCUGGAGGCGGCGCACUUGAGGGACGAACCACAGGUGGAUCCAAACAAACCACCAGAGCUGGUAACUACAGAGUGGGACCUCCACAGCGACUACACCACCAGCCAGGUGGGCUUGCAUGACUUGCUGAGGGAGUUCCGGGCAGUUUUGGACACCUACAGUCGAGAGCCUGACAAAUACAGGUUCAUGGUAACGGAGUCGUACGAUUACGAGGAGGUGGAUAAGACCAUGAUGUACUACAGCACCCAUCUGGUCAGAGAAAGUGACUUCCCCUUCAACUUCUACCUGCUGGACUUGCCUCACAAUGCCAGCGGCGUGUGGGCGAAACAUCUGGUCCACAUCUGGAUGGGCAACAUGCCCAGAGGAGAGUGGCCCAACUGGGUGGUUGGUAACCAUGACAGGUCUCGAAUCGCCUCCAGUGCUGGUCCGGCUUACAUUCGUGUCAUCAACAUGCUGCUGCUGACCCUCCCCGGCACGCCCACCACCUACUACGGUGAGGAGAUCGGCAUGGAGAACAUUAAUGUCACGCAGAGUGAGAUACAGGACCCUGCUGGCAAAUACAAUACAAGUGCCAGUCGGGACCCUGAGCGCUCUCCGAUGCAGUGGAGCGGUGACAUGAACGCCGGCUUUAACAACAAAACCAACGUCACCUGGCUGCCUGUGCACCCUGAUUACGAAACGGUCAACGUAGAGGUUCAGAAGAAAGAUGACGGUUCAGUUCUGGCUCAGUACCGUUUCCUGAGCAACCUCCGCGUGACAGAGCUCGCUCUUCACCGUGGAUGGUUCUGCUACAUCCACGCUGACGCCAACGUCUUCUCUUAUCUCAGAGAGCUUGAUGGGCUUAGCCAAGCGUACCUCAUGGUGCUUAACUUUGGUAAACAAUCUGCCAUCACAGACCUGUCCUCCGUUUCUGAGUUGCCGGACCGGUUGACGGUGCUGAUGAGCACCAACCACGUCAAUAACGGCAAAGUGUACGAGAAGUCUCGGAUCCUGACAGAAGCAGGGGAAGGUUUGGUGAUUCAGUACUCCACUGACACCCGGUUUAAUCCCACCCACCCUGAAGAGUGCUACGUUUCUGAGAAGGCCUGCUUUCUUCCCACCAUAAACAUACUUUAUAAAUGCUAAUAUGAACGGACAACAGCCUUCAGU